This is a messenger RNA of Neoarthrinium moseri, 1338 nucleotides long. RefSeq lists its product as uncharacterized. The record is from RefSeq and is a predicted model, not a curated record. The transcript has 4 exons. Lineage: Eukaryota; Fungi; Ascomycota; Sordariomycetes; Amphisphaeriales; Apiosporaceae. Bases 1 to 1338 code for a protein of 445 amino acids.
AUGAUGUUCCGGCGCAUUGGUGUAAGUCUCUUCGUUGCGGCCUCAAUGGCUGGCAGUUCUCUGGCACAGUCAGCGGCCGACCUGAUCUCUCUGGUACCGAAAUGCGCACUUCCAUGCGUAACCAAUGCUGUCCUGACUGGAAGCUGCCCCUUGACGAAUGUUACCCUACUGUCCGACUGUCUAUGCACAAACGUGACACUACAGUCCUCUCUCUCAACCUGCGUCCAAACCUCUUGUGUCUUUAGCGACCAGGUCGAUGCCGGCAACAUGCGCUUGGCGCUUUGCGCCGCCUAUCCGAAGGAAUCGCGAGUCUUUGAGGUACGGGUGGCCGCCAUCGCAACCCUGGCCGUCUCAACAGUUAUCGUAGCGAUGCGAUGCGCCGCACGGAUCAGCAUCACCGGCCGGCUAUGGAGCGACGAUUGGACAGCUAUCUUAGCGACCGUGUUCUUGGUUGUGGGUGCCGGCCUCGAACUGGCGAGCGCCGAGCUGGGUUUCGGUAUGCACUUCUGGGACGUUGACGUGCGGAACGCCACCAAGCUGCUGCAGAUGUUCUACGUGGUCGAGAUCAUAUACACCUGGAUCAAGCUGAUUGCCAAGGUCUCCAUUAUCAUGCUAUUCAUGCGCGUCUUCACCGGCACCGGACACGGAAAUAAUCGCUGGUUCCGCUGGGCUUGCUAUGCGUGCUUGGGGUAUUGUGCCAUUAGUCUCACAACAUUCACGUUCGUCAUUGCGUUUCAGUGCCAACCGGUCGAAGCCAUCUGGAACAGAUUCGUCUCUGGCAAGUGCAUUGACGUCAAUGCGAUUGGGUAUAGCGGUGCGAUCAUGUCGGUGGUGGAAGACUUGGUAUUGAUGAUUCUGCCGAUAUCUGAGCUACGAAAGCUGCAGAUCGGUGGUCGCAAACGGAUUGGCGUUGGCAUCAUGUUCGCGCUGGCGUCCUUUGCCGCGGUUACGAGUAUGGUCCGGCUCAAGUUUCUGGUCCAGUUCAGUAAAACCUUCGAUACGACUUACCCUGUUGUCUGGUCUCUUAUCGAGCUAACUUGCAUUAUUGUGUGCGGUUCCCUGCCACCCAUGCGACCGUGGUUAGGCAAAUUAAUGCCACCGUUGACCAUCACCAAAUCUGGAGUUACCUGGAAAGGAAAGAGCUCUGCAAACGAUGCUACCACGAACCAAGCAGACUCUAAAGCCACGGAACUCUCGAACUUCUCGAGGCCGCGACGUAUAUCACGCCUUGGCAACGUCGGCAGCUUCCCCAACCACUACAAGGAGCCGGUCAGCCCGGGCGGUGACGAGUAUCCUCUGAGACCUACAGACCCUCAAAAGAUGUGGAGCCAGACUUGA